UUAGGCUCAGCAUUUUGCAAGGGAAAUCACUAAAUUAGCUGUGAUAAAUGAAUUUAUGGCUGCUGUAAACGCUCAGGUAAAAGGUACAAUUGAAACUUCAAAAGAUUUGGAAGCUGGGGAAAGCGAAGGAGAAAAUGAACUGAAGAGAGAAAAUGAUACACAGAGUGGCCUAAAUUUUUUGAAGAAAUACUUCAAGCUCGAAAGUUUUAAAAGGACUUUCAACCCAGUGAUUCAAAACAAUACUAUAACUCUCAGAAACGUUGUUGUCGCUGCUUCAACCUACGGUCUGGAAAGACUUUUGAACGCCGGAGUAUUCCACUGUCCUGACAAUGGCUAUCGACGGUAUGGAUUCGCGUUCCUAUUCGGCCCUGUUCUAAUCCUGUUCUGCAUAAACCUCUUGGUCAUCGGCGAGGUAUGGAAGCUGUCUUCCCGGAGGCACGUGAAACGCUACAGAAGACGUGGCGACUUUACCGCUGGGGUUUUACCAAGUAUCCUAAAAGCUUGUGUCGGACCGGCAGUGUGGUUGAUUGUCGCCUUUCUCGAAGAAGAUUAUUAUCUGUGUGCCACGAUUGGCCCCUCUCCACAGAAAGAGAUGAAGCAACACGAAAACGUCGUUUUGGACCGGAAGCGGAUGGUAGACGAGAGUAAGAGCCAAUCACAUUUAUGGGCAUGGGUCAUACUGAUCACGCUUGUUGCUAUCGGAACUGUAAUGAUAAUCUGGAAGCGUUGUUACCUUAAAGACAAUCUCCUCAUGGAAAAUCUCUAUUCGUAUGAAAGAAGAGAGGCCCUGAGCGCGCAGAUGACGUUUAAAAAACGUAUGAACGGGGAGAAGGCGUUUGAAGAAAGGAUGGAAGGUCUUGGAAAAGACCCUGACCUCGACGAAGUUCCGAGAGUGACUAAACACGGUAAAAAAGAUCAUGAAAAAGUUACUCUUUAUAAAGAUGGAAUUCCAGAAAAUAUAGGAAAGAAAAAAGUGGAGGAAAUGUUUGAAGGAUGUCCUCGCGAUCCUUGGGUAGCGGUACAGAAAAAUGUUCUCGACUCAAGAACCCAGAAGAAAAGCCGUGGCUUGAAGUAUUUCUCGACCGAUUCCGCAGAAAAUGAAGUCUAACAAGCUUCACAAAGAGGCGAUGUUCAGGCAGAGGAAAAGUAAAUAUCUUAACAGAUAGAUUAACCUAUUUUGUUUUACAUAUUUUAUCACUUUUACGCUGAAAAAUUUCAUAUUUUUCCGUCAGAGAAAACAAUACAAAAUUUCGACCGAAAGGUUAAAAAAAGUUCCACAUCAGUUAAAAUGUAAAUAGAAAAAUGGUCUCUCCCCCCAAAUAAUUUGCGGAACCUCUGGAAAUAUAGUCCAUAAUUUAUAACCGAAAAGUCUGCAUCUGAGCAGAAAAUAUUUCUUUGUUUCUUGAUGGAAAAGUUGAAAAAGAUAAAAAUGGUUUACUUGGCUAACAAGUUAAGAUAAAAAGAUGGUAGAAGCUAAUCGAUUAGGGACGCCAAGUUAUACCCGAUUGUAACUACCACAGAUGCAAUUUUUCGGUUGUGAGAGUUCUACGUGCAAAUUUCACUGUUAGUUAUUUCUUCAAUUUACCUCUCGUUGGGGCACAGUGUAACAUUUUAUGGCAUCGUUAUUAAGUUUUGCUACAAGUACAAAAAAAAUCUCGUAUUUGAACUUAUGAAGGCAGUCCCUUAGACUUAAAUUGAUUAGCGAGUAACGACAACGUAUUUCCAACGAGUAUUGUAUUGAAUGAA
Molecule: messenger RNA, 1746 nt
Organism: Pocillopora verrucosa
Lineage: Eukaryota; Metazoa; Cnidaria; Anthozoa; Scleractinia; Pocilloporidae
Product: calcium homeostasis modulator protein 5
Cellular component (GO): plasma membrane
Molecular function (GO): monoatomic cation channel activity
Source: RefSeq, a predicted model, not a curated record